AUGUGGCUGCCAUUAGCCACUUUACUGCUUACAGCACUUUCAUCUACUGCAGCUAGAGAAGUUGUGGUGAAAACUAGCAGAGGCAGUCUUGUUGGCUAUCAAUCAGUUUCGUCCUCAGGAAAACUCGUUAAUAUUUUCAAGCAAAUCCCAUAUGCUGAACCGCCUGUUGGCGAACUACGUUUCCAAAGACCACAUGAAGUCAGGAAAUGGAAUGGUAUCAGGGAUGCAACAGAGUACGGACCUGCUUGUAUGUCAAACUCUUCAACAACGACUAGCCCACAAAAAUGGGUAGACGAGGAUUGCCUACAUCUGAACAUCUUUGCCAGUGCUGAUUGUCUGGUAAAUCCUUGCCCUGUGGCAUUUUAUAUUCAUGGAGGUGGAUUCAAUUACGAUUCUGCCGUCAUGUUCAAGGACGAAGCGCUUGUCGACAAUUUUGGAGGAAACGACCUUCUGGCUGCCCUGCAAUUUGUCAGAAAAGAAAUCCACCAUUUCGGAGGGGAUCCCGGCAACGUCGCCCUCAUGGGUCAUUCAGGAGGAGCUGUUGCUGUGGCUCAACUAGCAUUCUCAAAGCAGAUCGACCCUGAUGUGAAAUUGUUCCAAAAAGGUAUUAUAAUGUCGAUGGCUUUCGGGUUCUCUGACGAAUCACAUAUGCAAAAUCUUACGACAGAGUUGGCCUAUCGUGCGGAGUGCCUACCUACAAGGACUUCUGUUCCCUCGUCGAAAGCUUUCACUGAAGGAGUUGUCCACUGUCUCCGACAGAUACAAAGAGAAAUGGAAGACGAGGAUGAAAAUCUCAAACCUGAAGGUUUUAUCAUGGCAAAACCACUAUUCGACGCUGAUGAUCUGCAAGAUUUUAUCCGCGAUCCUCCUCCUCGGGCGAUAAUGACUGGAACCACAGUUCAUGAAUUCGAUAACUCUUUAAAAGUGGAUGUGAGACCCAUCAUGUCACUUCUGGGAAUGAACAAUACCGACGAAAUCGUGGCUAAAUAUCGGCAGGACUUCGACGGCAGGAAGCUACCUUUCAAUCAUACAACCGAGACACAGACGAUUUUUGUUUCCACUUAUGUAGUAGGACAUUCGAUGCGAGCUGCUGGAGGAGAGACAUACCUCUACUCCUACAAGAAUCCACGUCAUGCUAAACACACCGACGAUCUUUCGUACAUCAUGGGAGUGCAUAUGUUCGAGCAAGACGCAAACGAAAAGGUACUCGCGGUGGUCUAUCCAAAACUUUUCACUGAUUUUAUCAAGUCCGGCAGACCACGUAAAGAUUGGACACCUCUGCACAGGAAUCUCGACAAUUAUAUGCAUAUCGAUGUCAAUGUAGAUGACGAAACAUUGCCUCAUAUGGCUUUGGGUUACGAGAAAGAAGUAAUGGACUACUGGAAGACCAUGAAAGCAUUCGAUGAAAGUCUGACGAAACUUAAGGAGAGGGUUGCCGAAACACGAGAAAUGGACAGCCCAUUCCGUUCUAAUGACAGAACUCCUACGAUCAUGCUAAUAUCGAUACCAAUCGUCGUGGUAGUCUGUGCUGUACUUGUCAUCGGUUAUGUGGUGCGUCAACGACAACGACGGAGGACUCAUCCUGGAAAACCAGACGAGACCACGCCACUUGUCAGUGGAAAUCCUGAGGCAGGAAUGCCACAGCCAAACGAUGAAUGGAAGUAG
Haemonchus placei is the source of this 1665-nucleotide messenger RNA. The record is from the annotation of a GenBank genome assembly. Lineage: Eukaryota; Metazoa; Nematoda; Chromadorea; Rhabditida; Trichostrongylidae.